AUGGCUGUCAAGAAACAAACUGGCAAGCAACGAGUCAGGCCGACGCAAGAACGGAUUGAAUUCUCGCCAGACCCACCAUCACCUAGAUUGCCAGGCGCGCUCAGAGGUCUGAAUCCAGACAAAUAUAUCAUUAAUAACAGCGUCAAGCACACAGUGGAAUCUGCAGAUGGUGAUGACAAUGGCACCAAGAGUCCGCCGUCAACGAAGCACACUACUCGCGCAUCGCGAGGUCUCGGAAAAGAUGUCUCAUACGCAAGUGUUAUUCCAGUGACGCGCCCCAACAGCGCUGCAACCCGAAGACAGUCAAAGUCUGCUUCGCUUGCUAUGUCCGAGGCCGAGGAUGAGGAUAAUUCUGCGACGAUCGACAGCGACGAGGAUCUCAGCGAGGAAACAUCCCAUGAUGAGCCGUCCGAGAAUUCGCAGGACGAGGCCGAACCACGCAGGACGAUCAAGACCCUUGUGAUUGAACCACGCCUGCCAGAUCCGAAGGCAUCCCGCCACUCAGCUCGAGAGGCAGCGAGGAAAGCUGUCAAUUACUCCAAGAAAUACCACCCGCAGGACCACGGGAUCCCCGGAUAUCGACAUCGACCUUUCCUCACGCAACCAGAUCAGGAAGACUUGGUUGCUUCGACGAAUCGCAAGAAGCGUCCUGUCCCAAUCACCGAUGAAGCGGACGCAACUGAGGAUUCUGGAGACGAGCAGCCAGAGGUCGCGAGAGGCAAGCCGAGAAAGAAGUUGAAAUCACUUGGGGAUGAACCACCUUCACGAACAAAGAAGAAGCGAGGUGGUCAGCGGGCCGCGACCAAGGCCAAAGCCAAAGGCAAACAAACUAACAAGUCGGCGUUUCGUGCGAAGGAAGCAGAAGAAAUCGAUGAUCUUGUGAACAUGGCAAUCGCGGCAACACAGAAAAUGGGACCAAUCACCAUCAGCAGCAACGAUGACAGUGAUGUUGAGGAGACGCCUGAAUUGGCAGCCGACGACUACGACGAUCCUAUGCCUAACCUGCCGGGCAUGCUUUCGCGCGAGGACAGUCGCGAUACUGCGAACAUGCCCGACAAAUUGUUGACUGCGUGCACGCAAGUGAGCAACUUACCCGGCACGGACGAAUCUGGCACGGUGCCGGAUGAUGACCCUGCAGACUCACGCGACUCUUCGCUUGUCACUGUUGACACGAGCGCCACUCUGGCUCAUGAGGUCGCUACUCCUGCGACAACGUUCCAUGCCACUCCUGGUGAUGGUGCGGUGCCAUUCCCUCUGCCGACAUACGUCGAGGAUCGAGUGAGGCUCACGGUAGGCUCACAGUCUCCAGUAACAUUCGCAGCUGUGGUACGCACGCUAUUCGAGCAGCCUCUUUCCGGAACAGACGCGACACUAGUUAUCCAAAAGCCGUAUCUGGAAUAUCCACCGGCCCGUGCUCUGCAGGCCCGUGAGGACUCUGCAAGAUCGCCUUCGCCACAGGACACAGCCUGCAGCAUGGACAAUGAAGAUCAGAUUGAGACGAAGAGCGAAAGCGAGGUCGGUAUUGGGCAAACUGGCUCGAAGCUGCAGCCGAUUGUCGAGAGGUCGAACCUGGAGUUCCCGCUUGCUCGCGUUUCUUCACAGCACGGGACAUCUUCAAGCCCACCGAUGCCAGUAGACCCAGCCAGCAGUGCGAACGGCGGCCAGCAUGCUAGCGAGGAGUUCCGACACGAUGAGUCCCGUCACACUGAGCUUCAACACGAUGAACGCCAAGACGAUGAGCUCCAACGUGAUGAGCUCCAUCAAGAUGAGCUUCAAGACGAUAAACUCGAAUACGAUGAGGAGAACGAAGAUCCUUACGAAAUGUACACUCCUGUCGCAACCGAGUUUGAAGAUGCCAUGGCCGUGACAGAAAGCUCAGCAGGGCAAUCUUCGGAUCCCAUCAACUUCAUCGAGAUGUUCGGCGUGACUCAGAAGGACGCUACUACCCAGCAGUCUGCAACGCCAAAUCCGUCCACGCCGCGCAGGUCACAGCUCAUCUCUUGCAGAGAGGCCUUGGGCUAUGACGACUCAGACAUGUACCAGGAGGACGAGGCAAUGAGAGGUUGA
Cercospora beticola is the source of this 2067-nucleotide messenger RNA. RefSeq lists its product as uncharacterized. The record is from RefSeq and is a predicted model, not a curated record. NCBI's taxonomy places the organism in Eukaryota, Fungi, Ascomycota, Dothideomycetes, Mycosphaerellales, Mycosphaerellaceae.